AUGUUAAAUAUCACAGAUACGUCGCGACUAUCAUCGACACUUGUGAAUAUUCAAGGAUAUAUGACAUUAUAUGGAAUGCCAUUGGUAUUAUUCUUCGGAGCUAGUGGGAACAUGAUUAACUGUGGAGUUUUUCUUCAAAAAAAUCUACGCUCAAAUAGUUGUAGUAUCUAUUUUAUCGCAUCAUCUAUCUCACAUACGAUAUUAUUAAUAUGGGCCAUGUCAACGAAUAUGUACUCAGUGACCAACAAAGAUCCUCUGGCAUAUUCAACAAUCUAUUGUAAAAUCCGGCCGUAUUUGAUUAGUUCACUUUUUAUGAUUUCUCGAACAUAUAUUGUACUAGCGUGUGCCGAUCGCUAUGCUCUUUGUUCGCCGGAUGUUCGUAUACGAGCGUUCAGUCGCAGUCAAAAUGCAUUUCGACUUAUUCCACUAGUUAUUCUUAUUUGGAUUUUUUUACCUAUACACAUCGCGAUUUUUAAUACAAUCGAAGGAAAUCAAUGUAUUAUGCCAGGAAUAUAUCGUAUUUUGUAUGCUGUGUAUGCUAUUAUUUGUGCGGGUAUUCUUCCGCCAUUCUCUAUGGUUACUUUUGGUUUAUUAGCAUAUCGGAAUCUUCGUUACAUGCGACGACGAAUUCAACCGGCGAACAGCGACCAAAGACGGCAGACACGUAUUAAAAGAACCGACUUUCAAAUCAUGAAGAUGCUUUCUGUGGAAGUCAUGAUCUAUUGCGCUUCGACAUUACCAUUUCCGAUCAAUACUGUUUACGCAGCCGCCACAGUGAAUGUAAUCAAAAGUAAAGAUCGAGCAGCGGUUGAUGCUUUUUUGUCGUUUCUUGCCGGUUCAAUAUUACAAUACAUGAAUGCUUCAACAGCAAUGUAUUCGAAUCUAAUUACGUCAGCAGCUUUCAGAAAUGAACUGAAAAAAUUCUUCAAGAAUUGCCUUAAACUUCAUCGUGUGUUGAGCAACGCAGCAUCCACUAGAGAACAUCGAAUCGUUCCUGCAGAUGGAACGCCUUUAAAUGACUAG
Messenger RNA from Adineta ricciae, 1023 nucleotides. The record is from the annotation of a GenBank genome assembly. NCBI's taxonomy places the organism in Eukaryota, Metazoa, Rotifera, Eurotatoria, Adinetida, Adinetidae.